ACUAAGUGGUUUUCGUGAAUUAGGGACUAAAGACACAGUAAAGCUAAGCACUUCAUGGAUGCGACACCUUGGAAACUGUUUCGAUGUUAUCAAUUUAGGAUGUCCACCACAGUUGUAUGGUAAAGACUGUAUCAAUGAAUGUCAUUGUUCUCGAGCGGAAUCAUGUCACGAAAUUACUGGAAAGUGUGAAGGUGGCUGCGAAGAUGGAUGGUAUGGAGAGAAUUGUGACAAGCGAACAUAUGUUAAUAUUGCUGAAGGUAAACAAACAUAUCAAUCAAGUACUUAUGGAGAGAAAGGAACACUAGUUUUCUUUAAUGGAACAUGUAUGGACAGGAAUGUAGGCAUGACAUCCGACAAGGCGGUUGACGGCAAUUUUGAUCCUGGAGUCAUACAUAAAUCAUGUGCACUUACUAAGAUAGAAAAAGACCCAUAUUGGCAAGUGACGUUUGAUAAGCCAUACAAGAUAUCUCACCUGAGAAUAUACAAUCGAAUGGGAAACCGUAAGUAUUGUUUAAAAUGCUAUUCCCGUUAUUGUUGUUACUUAGUCUCAUUUAGACCUGAUUAAGCAGGACGAUGACCA
Molecule: messenger RNA, 580 nt
Organism: Octopus sinensis (East Asian common octopus)
Lineage: Eukaryota; Metazoa; Mollusca; Cephalopoda; Octopoda; Octopodidae
Exons: 3
Source: RefSeq, a predicted model, not a curated record